Molecule: messenger RNA, 1354 nt
Organism: Bufo bufo (common toad)
Lineage: Eukaryota; Metazoa; Chordata; Amphibia; Anura; Bufonidae
Gene: RRS1
Product: ribosome biogenesis regulator 1 homolog
Exons: 1
Coding region: 46-1077 (343 amino acids)
Biological process (GO): endonucleolytic cleavage in ITS1 to separate SSU-rRNA from 5.8S rRNA and LSU-rRNA from tricistronic rRNA transcript (SSU-rRNA, 5.8S rRNA, LSU-rRNA); ribosome biogenesis; ribosomal large subunit biogenesis
Cellular component (GO): preribosome, large subunit precursor; nucleus; nucleolus
Molecular function (GO): protein binding
Source: RefSeq, a predicted model, not a curated record
CUUCCCCUUGCCUGUCCGCACGUGUUUCCGCUCGGCGCUUUAGACAUGGCGGCUACCACCGUAGAGGAAGUGCUAGCCCAGGUGGAGAAAGAUGAGGCGGAGAAGCUGAAGCUCAUCACCGUGCACAAGGAGCUCGAGCUGCAGUUUGAUCUGGGGAACCUGCUGGCCGUAGACCCUAAUGCUCCGGACGGCAAAGCCUUUCGGCAGCAGAAACGAGCCGAGUUCCUGCGCUCCCUCGCCCGGGACAACACGCAACUGCUCAUCAACCAGCUAUGGACGCUGCCCACACAGCGGGUGCAGGAGUGCGUGACCGCCACCUUACCGGAGCCCACCACCCGCCUGCCCCGGGAGAAGCCUGUGCCCAAACCCCGAGCUCCCACCCGCUGGGAGGAGUUCGCGAAGCUGAAGGGGAUCCAGAAGAAGAAGAAGACGAACCUGGUGUGGGACGAAGUGCACAAGGAAUGGCGGCGGCGCUGGGGCUUUAAGAGGGCCAAGGAUGACACCAAGGACUGGCUGGUCGAGGUGCCCGUCACCGCCGACCCCAAUGAGGACCAGUUCGGGAAGAGAAUGAAAGCCAAGAAGGAGAGGGUGGCCAAGAACGAGCUGAACCGCCUGAGGAACCUCGCCCGGGCACACAAGGGUAAAGUGCCAGGCGUGGGGCUCACCCCCACCAGCCAGCCAUCCAAGAAUGAGCUGGGCAAAGCCAUGCAUGUGGCCAAGCGCUCGACAGCCUCGGUGGGGAGGUUCCAGGACAAGUUACCCAAGGAGAAGGAGCCCAGGAACAUGGGCAAGAAGAGGAAGUUCCAGCCUCUGGUGGGAGACUUCAAAGCUGAGAAGAGCAAACAGCUGGAGAUCCUGAAGGUCAUGGACAGUAAGAAGCCCAAGAUGGAUGUCAACAAAGCUGUCAACAAACAGAUGAGGGAGGAGGACGCAGAAGCCUCUGCCAAGAGGAGGAAGGGCAAAGGGGGCAGAGAGCGAGGGGGGCCCAAGAAGGGCAAAGGGGGCAAAGACCGAGGGGGGCCUAGGAAGGGGAAGGGGAAGGGACCAGCUAAGAAAGGCAAGGGCAAAAGAAAGUAAAGUAGAGACUCAAUGCUCAUUCUCAGCUGGGGGGUAUGGACUCCUGCCCCCCAAAGUGACCUCUGUGCCACCCCAGCUGCUGGAUGGGGUACAUGUCAGGACUGGUGAUGGGUGCAGAGGAGGUGGCACCUUCACUUUUCAUUUACAGAUUAUUUUUGUAACUUGAGUUAAUAAUUGUCUGCCCCUCUGCAGUGUAAGACUGGGGGCCUGGGGCAGCCAAGGUUCUCUGAUGUCAUGCCCUGCAUUCCUAAAUCUACAGUAAAAGAUCCAGUUUGCA